Messenger RNA from Myxocyprinus asiaticus (Chinese sucker), 803 nucleotides. RefSeq names its product ependymin-like. The transcript has 7 exons. Gene Ontology annotation, cellular component: extracellular region; lysosome. Lineage: Eukaryota; Metazoa; Chordata; Actinopteri; Cypriniformes; Catostomidae. Gene Ontology annotation, biological process: cell-matrix adhesion. The record is from RefSeq and is a predicted model, not a curated record. The coding region runs from base 12 to 698 and encodes 228 amino acids. Gene Ontology annotation, molecular function: calcium ion binding.
GAUUUGAGAAAAUGGUAUAUAAGAGCAUCAGAUGGAGUGAAAGACUCCAGAUCUUCAUCAUGAAGUGUUUGAUUCUCAUCUUCCUCAGCUGUACUUUGAUCAGUGCGCAGCCGCAGCCGUGCAUGUCUCCUGGCCAGUAUGUCGGCAGCAUGUCGCUGACAGCGGCUGACGGCAUCAUCACAUCUGCAGCCACUUACUCGUAUGAUUCUCAUGAUCAAAAAAUCCGCUUCAGAAACUACUUGACGAUACUCGACAAGACGGUUUAUAUGGAUCUUCUGAUGCACUUCAAAGAGGGUGUGAUGUAUGAAAUCGACUACUCAAGCUUCAGCUGUAAGAAGAAGGUUCUGGAGUCAAGUUUUCACCCCAUGCAGGUUCCUCCGGAUGCUGUCUUCAUGGGUCAGGUGGUUUUAGGAACCACAUCAGUUCCUGGUCUGGGUCUGUUGACCAACUCGUGGGUUGGAGAGAUUUCAGAGAUUCAAGCUCAGUAUAUGCUCACCUUCACUGAGUUCACGUGUCUGCCGGUCAGCGCGAUGGUCUACAUGCCACACACGGGCUGGAUCACCAUCAGUUUCUAUAAUCAUCAGUUGGGCGAACAGAACCCUGAAGACUUCACGCCUCCAUUCUUCUGUCAAACGGCAGCGCUGGAGAAACACGAGGACUUGCCCAAAACAAACUUCUUGAAGGCCAUUCGGCAGUGAAACGGACUGCAGCAUAACACUUUAUUGACUUUCAGUGGAUAUUCUGUUGCUUUUGAAUGAUUAAUAAAUAAUAUAUAAGCAUGAAAGUCAAUCAUUGUGUGUUCU